UGCGCUGUCUUCUUUUCAGCUACACCUCAGUAAGAAUGUUUAAGCCCUUCGUUACCAGACUCGCUCUUGCACGUCCUGCACUCUCUCGUACCGUCCUCCGUGCACCUCUUCUUCGCACAUCUUUUGCAACCCCCAGAUUUUAUUCCGCUAUGAGUUUCAAGGCUGUUAACGCUCCUACUUUGUCUGCUGCUGGCCCUUACAGCCACGCUACCGUUGCUAACGGCAUGGUCUACUGCUCUGGUCAAAUCCCCUUCAGAGAUGGCAAGCUUGUCGGUGCUACUGCUGCCGAGCAAGCUCAACAAGCUCUCGAGAACUUGCAAGAGGUCCUUGAAGCUGCUGGUUCUGACAAGAGCAAAAUCGUUAAGGUCAACAUCUUCUUGGGUGACAUGGCCGACUUUGCUUCUGUCAACGAAGUUUACGCCAAGUUCCUUCCCGACCCUAAGCCCGCUCGCUCUUGUGUCGCCGUUAAGACUCUCCCUCUUGCCGACAAGGGCAACAAGAUCGAGAUCGAGUGCAUUGCUGUUGCCUAAGUGCGUUCAUGAUGAAAUAGUAAUACACAAAUUGAUGAUAAAUUGAGAAGGAAGUAUGUGGGGAUCUCUUAA
Schizosaccharomyces japonicus yFS275 is the source of this 602-nucleotide messenger RNA. RefSeq names its product YjgF family protein Mmf1. The coding region runs from base 36 to 530 and encodes 164 amino acids. Gene Ontology annotation, cellular component: mitochondrion. The record is from RefSeq and is a predicted model, not a curated record. Lineage: Eukaryota; Fungi; Ascomycota; Schizosaccharomycetes; Schizosaccharomycetales; Schizosaccharomycetaceae. The transcript has a single exon.